Messenger RNA from Rhinolophus ferrumequinum (greater horseshoe bat), 782 nucleotides. RefSeq names its product peptidylprolyl isomerase A (gene PPIA). The transcript is spliced from 5 exons. NCBI's taxonomy places the organism in Eukaryota, Metazoa, Chordata, Mammalia, Chiroptera, Rhinolophidae. The record is from RefSeq and is a predicted model, not a curated record. Gene Ontology annotation, molecular function: peptidyl-prolyl cis-trans isomerase activity. The coding region runs from base 81 to 575 and encodes 164 amino acids. Gene Ontology annotation, biological process: protein peptidyl-prolyl isomerization; protein folding.
GGGCAGGCUAUAAGAGGGGCGGGCGGCGGGGCUCGUGCUGCCUUCCAGACGCCGCCGCCCGGACUUACCCGCGCUCAACCAUGGUCAACCCCACCGUGUUCUUCGACAUCGCUGUCGACGGCGAGCCCUUGGGCCGCGUCUCCUUUGAGCUGUUUGCAGACAAAGUCCCAAAGACAGCAGAAAACUUUCGUGCCCUGAGCACUGGGGAGAGAGGAUUUGGUUAUAAAGGUUCCUGCUUUCACAGAAUUAUUCCAGGAUUUAUGUGCCAGGGUGGUGACUUCACACGCCAUAACGGCACAGGUGGCAAGUCCAUUUAUGGGGAGAAGUUUGAUGAUGAGAAUUUCAUCCUGAAGCACACAGGUCCUGGCAUCCUGUCCAUGGCAAAUGCUGGACCCAACACAAACGGUUCCCAGUUUUUCAUCUGCACUGCCAAGACUGAGUGGUUGGAUGGCAAGCAUGUGGUCUUUGGCAAGGUGAAAGAUGGCAUGAAGAUUGUGGAAGCCAUGGAGCGUUUUGGGUCCAGGAAUGGCAAGACGAGCAAGAAGAUCACCAUUGCUGACUGUGGACAACUCUGAUGCAUUUGACUGGUUUUCUCUUAACCAGACCAUUCCUUCUGUAGUCAGGAGAGCACCCCUGCCCCAUCUGCUCGGAACACCCCAUAAUCUUUGUGCUCUCGCUGCAGUUCGUUGGGUUUCGUAUUUUCCUUGCCCCCCUCCAAGUCUAGCUGGGUUGCAGAGUUAAGUUUAUGAUUAUGAAAUAAAAGCUAAACAACAGUUGUCUGC